This is a messenger RNA of Eurytemora carolleeae, 555 nucleotides long. Its product is annotated as cell number regulator 2. The record is from RefSeq and is a predicted model, not a curated record. The transcript is spliced from 5 exons. Bases 137 to 520 code for a protein of 127 amino acids. Lineage: Eukaryota; Metazoa; Arthropoda; Copepoda; Calanoida; Temoridae.
GGAUAUUACAAGUUUCUUUUGCUCUGGAUACGGGACAAAUUGGAUGAAAUCCUGAAAACCAAAUCUUUCCAUAAACCUGGUUCAGAACUAAAAUGUCUAUUUUAUUUGUAUAGAUAGAUAGUAUUGUAAUAUAAGAAUGGAGAGUCAUCAACUGAGUCCCUCAAAACAAGAGGAUAUGACGGUUCAUUAUGCUGGGGAGUCCACUAGGAGUAGAGUACAGCUGGUGCAGCCUACACCUCAAACCUGUGGAACCUGGCAUACUGGUUUCUGUAACUGCUGCCAUGACUGUGGAACAUGUAUGUGCGGAAGCUGUUGCCUCUGUUUCCAGGCCUGUGAAACAGCCAAUGCUUUGAAUGACAGUGGUUUCCUCUAUUGCCUACUCAGUGUACUCUGUGGUCCCUGUGUACCAAUAUGUCUACUGCGUAUGAAAGCUAGGACUAAAUACGGAAUUGAGGGAUCUAGCUGUGGUGACUGUUGUAGUGCACUAUGCUGUACAUGCUGUACUAGUAUUCAGGUAUAGUUUAUUUUUAAAGGGAGUGUUCGCCAAUAAUAUAG